Messenger RNA from Lindgomyces ingoldianus, 2761 nucleotides. RefSeq names its product amidase signature enzyme. Lineage: Eukaryota; Fungi; Ascomycota; Dothideomycetes; Pleosporales; Lindgomycetaceae. The record is from RefSeq and is a predicted model, not a curated record. The transcript is spliced from 6 exons. The coding region runs from base 413 to 2305 and encodes 630 amino acids.
CAGUCGACCGAAAUCCCUUGUCCUGAGGACGGCACCCCUGACCGAAAACACGUUGUCAGUCAACUUAGAGAGAGGAUUAUAGGCGAAACCGAAAGCCACAGAAUCAGGCCUGUACAAGGCCUCGAGCGUCCUGCAGGUAAUACCGAAGACUUCUUAUUUAGGAUGCUCCCACCUCUGGGUCCUGUCAAGGACCCGCCAUUACUACUAUCUUGCUACUCCGUCAAGCUUCUGUGUGCUGCUGUUCAGUUCACAAGCGCAGGUUUACCAUUUUGCUUUUUCUCACCGUCUCCGCCUCAGCCUUAAACUCUAUUUCCCCACAGCACGAGUUCAGUGCGCGCGAUCCCGCUCCCGCCGCCAUCGGAUUGGGCGCGACGCCACCCCAGCCCGACGUGAUUGUCAUCACAGCAAACGAAUGUUUCGAUACAUCAAGUCUGCUCUGGCUCCAAACAUCGAGCCAGAGCUCCCUCACAAUUACCUAGCUCAUAUCAAUGCUAGAAAGCUCUCUUUCGCGUCCUCGAGCGAGGUUUCGCUCCCGGACAUUGAUCCUCUCGUAAUUUCGGCUUAUGAGCUCUCAGAAAUGCUAAAUGCUGGGGCUAUCACGAGUGUUGAGAUUGUGGAGUCUUAUUUGUAUCAGAUCGAACAGCACAAUCGGCGGGGCCGACAGCUGCGAGCUUUGAUAUCAGUAGCACCGAGGCAUGAGCUUCUUAGGAUAGCAAGGCGGCUAGAUGACGAGAGGUUGAAAGGGAAGCGGAGAGGGCCGUUGCAUGGAAUUCCCAUCGUUUUAAAAGAUAACAUCAUGACUGACGCCAAUCUGGGGAUGGACACCACCGUUGGAUCAUACGCCUUUGUAGGAUGCAUACCGAAGAAAAACGCCACAAUAGUUGACCGUCUAAUACGGAGGGGCCUGAUAAUCCUAGGCAAAACGAACCUCACUGAAUUCUGCGGUCUUAAGAAUCCUUCAAUGCCUCCAGGCUGGUCUGCCGUUGGUGGCCAAUGCCAAUCCCCAUACGUCGCGCGACACAUCGCAAAGAAGAAGCUUCACUGGGAACUGUCUGCUCCAGGAGGUUCAUCAACCGGCUCGGCCGUAAGCGUAGCAUCGGGAUUCAGUACACUGGCCAUCGGUACGGAUACCAUUGGCUCACUGAUCACUCCUGCGAACAGAGCUGCACUCUACGCGUUGAAGCCUACUGUUGGCGAAAUACCUAUGGAUGGAAUAUUCACUCUUAGCAAGACGUUUGAUUCCGUUGGCGGCAUGGCGAAAUCAGCGAAAGAUCUUGUCGCACUCCUAGACGCAAUGAUGCUUCCCACAAGCAGAGAAACCAGCACACCAGUCCCUAAAACUUGCUUCCGGAUCAAGGAAGAGUGGGGGAACCUAAGGAUAGGCUUUACCGAACCGACGAUUUGGAAGUCGUGGCGGAAGAGCGGACGGAUCAACGCGGAUGCCGAGCGCUUUAUGGUACAGAAAUACGAGAUGGUGGUCCAGUCGCUGAUUGAGAUGGGUGUUGACAUCGUGUACCCCGUUGAGUUACCGUCACAGUCGAGUUUGAAUUUGGAGGGAAAGAAUACUUUUGAGCCGAUCGUUUACCAAGAAUUUAAAGAAUCCCUAGGAGAGUUCAUUCGCCAGUUCAAAAUCACAAAAGUACACUCGUUAGCUGAAAUUAUAAAUUUCAAUCUUGAACAUCCAGAACUCACUCUCCCGCCUUCCUGUCCACACCAAAACGACCUCAUGGCCGCUCUCGGCUCCUCCACACCCCGCGAAACCAUCACCGCAGCCCGCCAACACCUCAGACUGGCUGGCGGCCAAGAAGGUCUCGACCACCUCUUCUCCUCCCUCCAACUCGAUGUAAUCGUCUCCCCUGGCGACGCAGCGCUCUCCUCCCUUGCCGCCGCCGCCGGCUACCCAACAGCCGCAUGCCCUCUCUCAGCGCUCAAACUCAACGGCCAGCCGUUCGGCCUCACGCUAACCUCCCCUCCACACACCGAACACCUUCUCCUCCACUUCCUAACCGCCUACGAAGUUACCUUCCCACCUCGCGCGUUGCCGUUACCGCUAUCUAGCGUCCCACUGCAAGAUCCUAAUCCAGAGCCCUUGCCCGAUAAACCGAUAAUCGAUCUCAUUCUGCAUGAGUGGGACACGAGAAGGUUUAGCUGCUCGGCGGACGCUUUGGCGGAUUGGUUGAAUGCUAGGUGGAGGAAGAGUGGGUAUGAGUUGAGUGCCGAGACGAUUUGUGAGGUUUUGAGGAGUAAUGGUAGGAUUGCUUUUAGGGGGUUGGGGGAUGAUGCCGAGGGCGCUUUUGCGAGAUAACGUGUCGUUGUGGGUAUGGGAUAGGCGUCUGCUGAGGUAAGGCACGUGAUAGUGUGCUGUAUAGUGGGAAUUCGGACAUGGAAAGGCGGCGAAAUGCCCUGGUCGAAGACAUUGGCAACUUUCUUUCAACCAGCCAGAUCUUCUGAAGCCUUGGCUGGAAAGCUGUUGACAGUGUGCAUGUGUGGAGGGUAUGUAAACUGGAACCGCUUGGGGGGUCUUGUGCUUUUGCCUCACUCUUCUUCGUCUUCUUCUCCUUUUUUUGUUGGCUGGCUUUGCAUGGUGCUGGGGGUAUGGUUUGCAUGAUAUCCACUCGUUUUCUGGUUAGCAUUUCCUUGGAAGUCUUGGGAAAGCAGCGGAAUUAGCAACAUGGACGGUUACGAUGGUUGGGGGUUCCGCUGAUAAUGAAGGCUAGCAGGAGCACGCGGAAUCCCUACAGAAACGAUGCAAUGACUUCUG